Mycena indigotica is the source of this 435-nucleotide messenger RNA. Its product is annotated as DUF1687-domain-containing protein. The transcript is spliced from 4 exons. Gene Ontology annotation, cellular component: mitochondrion. NCBI's taxonomy places the organism in Eukaryota, Fungi, Basidiomycota, Agaricomycetes, Agaricales, Mycenaceae. The record is from RefSeq and is a predicted model, not a curated record. Bases 1 to 435 code for a protein of 144 amino acids. Gene Ontology annotation, molecular function: oxidoreductase activity.
AUGUUCUCUGGUUGGACACGAACACUGCAUGAAAUAUCGAUAUUCCACAACCCAACGUCCCCGUCAUCUCUGAAGGCCCUCGAUACGCUGCGCUCCGCACUUUCUUCGCCGUAUCCUCCCAAAUUGGGUUCAGCCCCAUUGAAUUUCGAUCUUGAGGUCAUCGAAGCAGCCCCAACUGCUGACCAGCUCAAAACCAUACUAUCCUUCCUCCCUUCGAAAAGUAACUCCACUCCUUCCGCUGCUUCCGUAUUCCUUUCCGCUGGCUCUUCGGAUUCAGCCAGUCUUGACUCCAUCGCGAAGCUGGGCCGUGAUGAGCCCAGUGCAUUCAAGUGGCCGGUUGUGGUUGACUGGAAUGCUGGAAGGGCUGUAGUGGGUGAUGGGGCUGGCGUCAUAGAAAUUCUUGACCAACUGCGAAAGAAAGAUAACGAGAAAUGA